Gadus morhua (Atlantic cod) is the source of this 1016-nucleotide messenger RNA. It is a transcript of the gene crygmx, whose product is annotated as crystallin, gamma MX. The coding region runs from base 71 to 598 and encodes 175 amino acids. NCBI's taxonomy places the organism in Eukaryota, Metazoa, Chordata, Actinopteri, Gadiformes, Gadidae. The transcript has 3 exons. Gene Ontology annotation, molecular function: structural constituent of eye lens. Gene Ontology annotation, biological process: lens development in camera-type eye; visual perception. The record is from RefSeq and is a predicted model, not a curated record.
AAAGCCCCUUGAUCCCACGGGGGUCUAUAAAGAGCCCGGGUCCUGGUCUGAACAACCAAACACAGUCACCAUGGCAAAGAUCAUCUUUUACGAGGACAAGAACUUCCAGGGCCGUCACUAUGAGUGCAGUAUCGACUGCUCCGAGAUGCACAGCCACGUCAGCCGCUGCAACUCCAUCAAGGUGGAGAGCGGCAGCUGGGUGGCCUACGAGAAGUCCAACUACAACGGCUACCAGUACCAGCUGAACAAGGGCGACUACCCCGACUACCAGCGCUGGGCCGGCUUCAACGACUGCAUCCGCUCCUGUCGCAUGGUGCCUUCCUACCGUGGCAACUUCAAGAUCAAGGUGUUCGAGCGCUCAGACUUCAUGGGUCAGAACAUGGAGCUGAGUGAGGACUGCCCCGACCUGAUGGAACGUUUCCACACCCGCGACAUCGCCUCCCUCAAUGUGAUGGAGGGCUACUGGAUGCUCCACGAGCACCCCAACUACAGGGGCCGCCAGUAUUUCCUGAGCCCCGGCGAGUACAGGAGGUACAGCGAGUGGGGAAGCUCCAGCCCCACCUUCGGCUCUCUGAGACGCUUCACCGAGCCCAUCUGAAUCGUCCACCGUAGCACUUGCCAACCCCCGCCCCCCCCCCCCUCCCACAGCUAGCUAGCUAGUUAGCGAAGCUAUCUUGCUAGUUUUUGAGCCAAGCUCACUAGUUAAUGAAGCUAGCCAGCUAGUUAGCUAGGUACAACACCAUUAUUUUUUUCGAUUGUGGUCUUGCUACCUUGGAACCUCAAACUUUGAACCUUAACAUUAGCACGAUGAUUUGGGGAUUAAAGUAUGUCUGAUGUUAGGGCUUUCAGGGCUGAACCCUCCCCCCCGACCUCUGACCCCUCCCCCCUGUGCUGAACUAAAGCGAUGCUAAAGAUAAUUCACCAAUGAUGUUAGUCUUGCUUCGCUUUGGUGGUCUGGGAACAGCUGUGGUCCCUCCUGUCCUUCCAGAAACUGAAUAAAACUUGAUGAAAGUCAA